AUGUCAUCAAGUGUAAUCAGAGGGCAAUCUACUUCGCGCUCUUCGGAGAGAAGUUUAGGACGAGAAAGCAAACACUCUUUCUUCCAGCUCAGACUCUCCGAGUUGGUUCACCGAGUACACGGAUUUUUAACUUCUUUACUCAUUUUCAUCCUCAGUCUCGGACCAUUACCUCGACAUGUGGGAUUCGUGAUGGAUGGGAAUCGAAGAUAUGCUCGUGGAAGAGGAAAGAGGGCCGUUCAGGGACAUACAGAUGGUUUCACUUCUCUUCGUAGGGUGUUGGAGAUAUGUCUUCGUCUCAAUAUACCCGUAGUGACAAUAUUCGCAUUUUCCAUCGAAAAUUUCAAUAGACCAAAAGAAGAAGUUGAUGCGUUGAUGAAUCUGGCGAAAUCACGUUUGAUGGAAUUAUGUACUCAUGGGGACCUACUACAAACAUAUGGCGUCAAGAUACGUUUCAUAGGGAAUCUUGAUAUGUUACCUGCGGAUGUACGGGAAGCGGCGAGGAAGAUGGAAGCGUUGACAGCUGAUAAUGAUCGUGUGGUAUCGACCGAAACGGUGUUUGAAAAUCUACAAACUUCACGAGCUAUCUCUAGACUGGACAAAGGGGGAGAUGGCAAGGUGGAUAUAUUGGUCCGAACGUCUGGGGUAAAGAGACUGAGUGAUUUUUUGAUGUGGCAAUGUUGCGAGGAUACACAAAUCCAUUUUGUCCGGACACACUGGCCAGAGUUUGGCUUGACAGACAUGUUACCGAUUCUCUUGGGCUGGCAACAGAAGGUGUGGAUGUCGUAUUGGGGUAUAUGA
This is a messenger RNA of Tremella mesenterica DSM 1558, 798 nucleotides long. RefSeq lists its product as uncharacterized. Gene Ontology annotation, cellular component: lipid droplet; membrane; dehydrodolichyl diphosphate synthase complex. The coding region runs from base 1 to 798 and encodes 265 amino acids. NCBI's taxonomy places the organism in Eukaryota, Fungi, Basidiomycota, Tremellomycetes, Tremellales, Tremellaceae. Gene Ontology annotation, molecular function: ditrans,polycis-polyprenyl diphosphate synthase [(2E,6E)-farnesyl diphosphate specific] activity. The record is from RefSeq and is a predicted model, not a curated record. The transcript is spliced from 5 exons.